Molecule: messenger RNA, 624 nt
Organism: Dracunculus medinensis (Guinea worm)
Lineage: Eukaryota; Metazoa; Nematoda; Chromadorea; Rhabditida; Dracunculidae
Source: the annotation of a GenBank genome assembly
AUGGAUCUACCUAUGAAAUCAAUUAGUUGCUCGAAGCAUUCACGAGGAUAUAUUGAUAAAAAUGGAAAUACAUUAUCAUUUAAACGUGGAACUAUAAAUUUACGUGAUUCGAGGCGAGUGAGAGCACGUUCAUCGCGUCCAAUGAAUUUUAGUGUUAUUAAAUUCAACGAAAAACAAAAUACACGUAAUGAGAUUCUCAAUCAAAAAAUCAAAUCAUUUGAUGAUAAAUUUAAUGGCGAUGAAAAUUUUGCUAAAAAUUUUUUCAAGAAAUCGUUUUCGCGCAAAUUUGAAAAUAUCAUCAAACAAAAUCGUCGUAAAAAAGUUUCGUCAGAUUUUCACUCGUUCAAUCAAACUAUUUCUUCAAGUAUGAAUGAGAGAAACAGUGAAUUUGAUUCAGCUUCGUCAGUCUUCGGGAAGUCCUUGGUGCAUUCUUUAAGGCAUAAAACUAAACUUCCCAUCGAGAACAAUAAUAAUGGUAAAACGUUACCUUUGCAAGUAACAAAUAAAGAUACUUGGUAUAUUCCUUUACGAAAAGAGGAACGUAUAUCGGAGCAGUUCUAUUCUCAUAAUGUCGUCUGUUUUUGUUUUGAAUGUUCACCUAAUCGACAUGAAAAUAAUGUAUGA